UGCCUCCCUCCGGGCUACGUCCACCCGGCGCCUCUCCUCGUGUUUAUUUAUACACACACGCACACACGCCUUUCUCGCUAGCCACCACUACUCAGAGGAAGGAAGAUCAAACGACGAAGCAAAGCAAGCAAGCAACGAGCGAGCGUCGGCAUCACGGGCAUGGGGGAGCAGGGCACCAGCGGCGGCGAGGGCGGCGGCAACGUGGUGGAGGCGCAGGCGCCGGCCAAGAAGGGCAACGGUCGCGCAGCCGACCCGCGCCUCCAGGGCAUUUCCGACGCCAUCCGCGUCGUCCCGCACUUCCCCAAGCCAGGGAUCAUGUUCAACGACAUCACGGCGCUGCUGCUGCGGCCGGGCGUGUUCAAGGACGCCGUGGACAUGUUCGUGGAGCGCUACCGCGGCAUGGGCAUCGCGGCCGUCGCAGGUAUUGAAGCGAGAGGGUUCAUAUUUGGCCCGGCGAUCGCGCUGGCUAUCGGAGCCAAAUUCAUACCGCUGCGCAAACCCGGCAAACUCCCAGGUGAGGUGAUUUCCGAGAAUUAUACGCUCGAGUAUGGGACGGAUUGCUUGGAGAUGCAUGUUGGAGCCGUCGAGCCCGGAGACCGUGUGGUGGUGGUGGAUGAUCUGGUUGCAACCGGUGGGACACUUUCAGCAGCCAUAAAACUUCUUGAACGCGCCGCAGCUGACGUUGUUGAGUGUGCAUGCCUCAUCGGACUCCCUAAGUUUAAGGAUUUCUACAAGCUCGAUGGAAAGCCAGUUUACAUACUGGUGGAGUCCCGCAAAUAAAAAGUAAGAUGAUGAUGAUUGAUCAGAAAAAGGAUCACAGCUUCAUUCGUUUGCAAGCGCGCAUGGUGGAUGUGUAUUGAUAACUCUGCAGUACACUGUCAGGGGCAGCUGCUAUUGCUAAGUGUCGUGGUGGAGAGGGUGAGAUAGAUGAGAUGUAGUCUUCCUAGCACUAGUUUUCAAGUAGUGGAGUAUUUGACGAGAGCUUGUAAUUAUUUCUGUCGGGAAUCAUCACCGUUAGCCGCAAAGAGAAGAACCAUCCUGUUGUUCAGGUUCUUCUACCAGAUUUUUCCUGUGUAUCUCAGCAUUAGUUUAUUC
Molecule: messenger RNA, 1095 nt
Organism: Triticum dicoccoides
Lineage: Eukaryota; Viridiplantae; Streptophyta; Magnoliopsida; Poales; Poaceae
Product: adenine phosphoribosyltransferase 2-like
Exons: 7
Coding region: 160-780 (206 amino acids)
Biological process (GO): adenine salvage
Cellular component (GO): cytosol; cytoplasm
Molecular function (GO): adenine phosphoribosyltransferase activity
Source: RefSeq, a predicted model, not a curated record